This is a messenger RNA of Hypanus sabinus (Atlantic stingray), 18350 nucleotides long. RefSeq lists its product as uncharacterized. Bases 15840 to 17024 code for a protein of 394 amino acids. NCBI's taxonomy places the organism in Eukaryota, Metazoa, Chordata, Chondrichthyes, Myliobatiformes, Dasyatidae. The transcript is spliced from 4 exons. The record is from RefSeq and is a predicted model, not a curated record.
UGUCUUUACAAGGUGGGUGACCCCAGCCAUUAUCAAUACUCUUCAGAGAUUAUAAGCCUGGUGUCAAUGGUCAGAUAACCAGGACUUGUGAUGUGCAACAGCUGCUCGUACAACCAUCCGCCACCUGCUCCCAUGGCUCCUCAUGAACCUGAUCAGGGGGAUAAGCAGGUGCUACACCUUGCCUAAGGGUGACCUGCAGGCCAACAGAGGGAAGGAGCACCUUACUCCUCCUUUGGUACAGACACAACUAUACCCGCCAUUCUGAGGUAAUAUUACUGCAAAUAAAUUAACAAAUAAUAAGGUAAAUUUAUGACGCGUCAAAAAGUAAACAGCAUAACGCUUCUGGUGCUUCAUACAUGAUGGGAACAGGAUGGUGCAGUGAAUUCAAUUGUCUCACAGCCUGGGGGAAGCAGCUGCUUCCCAUCCUAACAGCCCUUGCUUUAAUGCUAUGGUGCCUCCUGCCUGAUGCUAAGGGGUCAAAGAGAUUGUUGGAUGGAUGAGGGGGAUCACUGACAAUGCUAAGGGCCCUGUGGGCACAGCAUUCCUGAUAAAUAUCUCUCGGGGCUGGAAGAGAGAAACUGAUGAUCCUCUCAGCAGCACUCAUGAUCCUGGUGCUUCAUGCAUGUUAAGGUUCCUAUGUGGUGGCAGGGUGUUCAGUUGACUCACAGCCUGGGGAGAGAAGCAGUUUCCCAUCCUAACAGCCCUUGUCCCACCGGCACGGUACCUCCUUCCUUAGGCUCCCAUCCGAAGUACUUAUCAGGAAUGGGGUGCACUUGGGGCCCUUAGCAUUAUCAAUGGGUCUUCCCAUCCAUCGAGCAAUCUCUUUGGAUUGGGGAGCAGGAGACUGUUGGAUGGGUGGAUUGACAACGCUAAGGGCUCUGCAUAUACAGCGCUCCUGAUAAAGACCUGGGAAGGGAGCCUUCGUGCCCAGCUCAGUGAGCCCUGUGUGAAAGCAGCGUGACUGGUAUCUCCUUCCUCACCCUCUUCCUUUGCGAGGGAAACAGGUGAACAAUGUUCACAAAGCAGUUACCCAGCCCUCAUAGUUAUAACAAGGCAAGAAGUGGUAGUCAUGGAAACCAAAUGCUCCAACAUCUGCAGCGAAAGUAAAAGCAAGGCUAACAGAGCUGCUUGUUGUUUAAGUGUUACAGGUGAGGGCAGAUAUACGAUUAAGGGGCAUUGAGAACUGUCAGUAAAGCCACUGGAUUCACAUGGCAUCUCAGCCACCUGGUUGCCCCUCAAAGCCUUUGCACAGCCUGGAGUUUCCGAACUUUGACCCUAGGAAUGAAGUAAGCUCAUCAAGGAAAGCUGAUCAACUCAUUUUUGACAAGAUGAGAAGCGUUAAUUGUAGCUAGCAAUAUGCAAGUGGAAUAACAGCAGUGGAGGCCAUGAGGUUAGUGGGUUGCCAUUGUGGCAUGGUAGUGUAGUGGUUAACUUAACACUUUAUAGUGCCUGUUGUAAGAUCGGGGUUUAAUUCCUGCCGCUGUCUGUAAGGAGUUUGCAUGUUCUCCUUGUGGCCGCGUGAGCGUUUCAGGUGCCUCCCACUUUCCAAAAACCUACGAGUUAGGAUGAGUAAGUUGACGCUGGAAGCGUGGUGACUCUUGCAGGCUGCCACCAGCGCAGCCUGUACCGUUUUGGUCAUUGAUGCCAAGUAAUGCAUUGCACUGUAUACUUCAGUGUUUUCAUGUACACCUGACAAAUAAAGCCAGUCUUUACUGAUCUUUAUCUUUAAAACACAAGUGGUUCGUUAACAUCUUUUUGAAGAGGAAAUUUGUCAUCACGGCCACAAUCCUUCCCACCACCGAGGACAUCUUCAAGAGGCAGUACAGAUUAUUUAUUUACUUAUUGAGAUACAACAUGGAACGGGCCCUCGUGGUCCUUCAAGCCGCACCACACAGCAAUCCCCCGAUUUAACCCUAUCCUCGUCACAGGACAAUUUACAAUGACCAAUUAACCUGCUGAAUGGUACGUCUUUGGAUGGUGGGAGGAAACCCACAGGUUUAUGGGGAGACUGACAGCUGAACCUGGGCUGCCUGUACCGGAAAGCCUUGCACUAACCACUACACUAUCGUGCCAGCUCAGGAGUGCGGGCUGACAAGUGAGAUGCAAGGGCUGCCUAUUGAUGCAAUUACAUAGGACCAGAGGCCAUAUUUCAUUAAGAGUUUCAGUAGGCUCGGUAUGUCACCAUAGACCCUUGCAAGUUUCUACAGGUGAGCAUUUUAACCGGUUGUGUCACCGUCUGGAGUAGAGGGGCCACCGCACAACUUCAGAAGAAGGUACAAAAGUUGCAGACCUAGCCAGUUCCAUCCUGGCCACUAGCCACCCAGCAUCGAGAGCACCUUCAAAAGGUGAUGCCUCUAAAAGACGGCAUCCGUUAAUAAGGACUUCCAUCACCCAGUAUAUACCCUCUUCUCUUGUGUAGCUCGAUCCUGGACUUCCUGUCAGAUGGCUAGCAGUGGUAAGAGUAAACUCCCUCACUUUUUCCCCUCAGACCCUCAACACAGGUGCCCCUCAGGGCUGUGUACUAAGUCCCCUCCUUAACUCUCUGUAUACCCAUGACUGUGUCACUACCUACAGCUCCAAUCUGCUAAUUAAAUUUGCUGAUGACACCACACUGAUUGGCCUAAUCUCAAAUAAUAAUGAGGCAGCCUACAGAGAGGAGGUCAUCACCCUGACACAGUGGUGUCAAGAAAACAACCUCUCCCUCAAUGUCAGAAAAACAAAGGAGCUGGUUGUGGAUUACAGGAGGAAUGAAGGCAGUUUAACCCCUAUUGACAUCAAUGGAUCUGGGGUUGAGAGGGUGAACAGGUUUAAGUUCCUCGGCAUAAACAUCACCGAGGAUCUCACGUGGUCUCUACGUACCGGCUGUGUGGUGAAAAAGGCACAACAGUGCCUCUUUCACCUCAGAUGGUUGAGGAAGUUUGAUAUGGCCCCCCCAAAUCCUAAGAACUUCCUACAGGGGCACGUUUGAGAACAUGAUGACUGCCUGCAUCACUGCCUGGUCUGGGAACUGCACCUCCCUAAAUCACAGGACUCUGCAGAGAGUGGUGCGGACAGCCCAGCGCAUCUGUAGGUGUGAACUUCCCACUAUUCAGGACAUUUACAAAGACAGCUGUGUAAAAAGGGCUUGAAGGAUCGUUGGAGACCCGAAUCACCCCAAACACAAACUGUUCCAGCUGCUACCAUCUGGGAAAUGGGACCGCAGCAUAAAAGCCAGGACCAACAGGCUCCGGGACAGCUUCUGCCACCAGGCCAUCAUGUUGACACAACUGUAUUUCUAUGUUAUAUUGACUAUACUGUUUUACAUAUUAUUUAUUAUAAAUGACUAUAAAUUGCACACUUAGAUGGAGAUGUAACGUAAAGACUUACACCUCAUGUAUAUGAAGGAUGUGCUUCUCUACAACUGGUGAAAUGUUGAUUGUAUUGACCUCUGAAUUCACGUUAGUUAGUGGAUUUUUAUCAAUCAUCCACUGGUUAAUUGAAUUACAGUAAAAAAGGUGCAAAUUCAAAGAAGAUGUGUGGGCCAGGUAUUUUUACUCGGAGUGGUGGAUGACUGGAAUGUGCUUCUAGGGGCUGUUACGGAGCAGAGGCAUUUAAGACGCCCUUGGAUAGGCACAUGAAUGUGCAGAGAAUAGAGGGAUGGUGACAUUCUGCAGGCAGAAGGAAUUAGGUUAGUUAAAUUUAAUUAGUUAUUUAAUUAGUUUGGCACAACAUCAUUGGCCCAAGCUGUUGCUGUUCCUGUUCCUGUUCAAUGGCGUAUGUUCCCACAACAAAUGGACUCACUUUUAAGGACUCUUCAUCAUAUGCUCUUGAUACUUGUUGCUUAUUCAUUUUUUUUCAUUUUUGCACAGUUUGUUGUCUUCUGCACUCCGGCCGAACGCUCAAGUCCUUUCUGUGCAUUAGGUGGCCAUCUUGCAUGAUUCAAUAACUGUGAUUACACUUCACAUUAGUUCAUGAUAUACACUCGGUGGCCUCUUUAUAAAUUACCUCCUGUACCUAAUAAAGUGGCCACUGAGUGUAUGUUUGUGGUCUUCUGCUGCCGUAGACCCUCAGGUUCAACGUUUGAUGCUCUUCAGUACACCACUAUUAUAAAGUGUGGUUAUUUGAGUGACUGUCGCCUUCCUGUCAGCUUGAAGCAGUUCUUUUCUGUCCUUUCUCAUUAACGAGGAAUCUACCACUCACUGAUUUUUUUUUUGUUUCUCGCACCAUUCUCUGUAAGCUCUAGAGACUGUUGUGCAUGAACAUCCCAGGAGAUCAGCAGUUCCUGAGAUACUCAAACCACCCCGUCUGGCACCAUCAAUCAUUCCACAUUCAAGGUCAUUUAGAUCACUUCUCAUCCCCAUUCUGAUGUUUGGUCUGAACAAUAACUGAACCUCUUGACCAUGUCUGCAUGUUUUUAUGCAUAGAGUUGCUGCCACAUGAUUGGCUAAUCAGAUAUUUGCAUUAACGAGUAGGUGUAUAAGUGUACCUAAUAAAGUGGUCACCAAGUGUAUAACUGUGAUUACACUUCAAAUUAAUUCAUGAUAUAUGCGUUGUUAUGACACAUUUCUCAGAGGUGCUAAUGAACGGAUAAUCUUUCUUUACUCAUUGAUGCAAAUUGCAUUAAUAAGUUCUAACAGGAAUCGUUCUUGUGGCUGUUACACACGGGCAUUUUCUGACGUCAAUGGGAAAAAAAACCAAACCCCAGUCUGGACUCAUGGGUUGAAUUUUACCCUUUCAACAUUGGGAUGUGGUUGCAGCUCUAACCCACAGUGGAGUACUCCUGGCAACGACUGUAGAUCUGUGGAUGUAAAAAAAAAUUCCACAGUAAUUUGUCGAGAUGAAGACUACAUUUUGAUAAACAAACUAAGCUCCUCCUGAAAUGAUUUGUAACCGAUGAUGGCCAUUCACAAAGAGUUUUCACCAUCCACAUUUUAAGCCAGCCAGCAGCUAUUUAAAGGGGAGAUUAAUAGUUUCUUGAUUAGAAAGGGCGUCAAAGUUUACUAGGAGGAGGCAGGAGAAUAAAACUGAGAGGGAAAAUAAAUCAGCCAUGAUGGAAUAGCAGAGCAGCCACUUUGGGCCAAAUGGCCCAAUUCUGCUUCUGUGCCUUGUCGUCUUAUGGAGCUACUGGAGAUACCAAGCAGGUGAGGCAACAUCUUUGGGAGUUAAAAAAAAAUUGUUUCAGGCCCAUGAUCUGAGUGGAGAGUGAGGGGUUCUGUAGAAAGUUCAAAGUUCAAUGCAAAUGUAUUAUUAAAGUACGUAUAUGUCACUAUAUACUAUCAUAAAAUUUGUUUUCUUGUAGUCAUUCAAAGAUAGAAUCAAUAAAAACCACAGAAACUGCGACUGACAAGCAAUGAAGGUGCAAAAGAAGACAAGGUGGGCAAAUACAAAAAAACAAAUAUUUAAUAAUGGUAAUAAUAAGUAAAUAAAUGAUACUGAGAACAUGAGCGUGUUUACCCUUUCAACAUUGGGUAUAUAUAUAUCUUUACACACACACACACACACACACACACACACACACACACACACACACACACACACACCACUAUGUCACUAUGUUUGAGGAGUUACAACACAUAAUAUGGACAGAUCAUGCAAAUAGUUUAAAAAGUAUAAACAGAAGCACCUGGAACUGCAGAAAGUGCAUUCGUCGCCGCCAGUGAAGUAGGCAUCACCCAUCUGAAUCAUAACCUCUCUUUCUUUCUCUACAGAUGCUGCUGGAGCUUGUGAGUAUUUCCAGCAUAUUGUGUUUUUAUUUUUCAGUGUUGGUCCUGGCUCAGUCAACUGGAUUUCUAGCCUUCAAUCAAAAGACUGUGAGUUUUGGUCCUGUUUCUGGGACUCAUGCACAAAAUCUAGGCUGAAUCUGCAAAUGUUGUUGCUUUACCAUGUGCUACCUCACUGUACUGUGUGAGGAUUUGAUUUGUGUAAGCAGUAUGCAAGACAAGCAUUUCACUGUACCUCGGUACAUGAGAGUAAAAAACCAGUUCCACUACAACUAUAGUGCUCUAUGAAUGCAGCAUUGUCAAUUAUACUGUUCACCUGGGUAAGACACUAAAAUGUGGACGCUCUGCUUGCUCAAGCAAAUAUACAGUCCAUCACUUUAGCCCAUCUUCAUCAGGAAGGCUCAAAGUAUGACCGCAGAAAAAGAAACUCAGAGUUGUACGUGGUGACAGGUAUGCAUGUACCCUGAUAGUAAAUUUACUUUGAACUUUGAGUAUCAAUAAGGGUACCUGACAUUUUGGCUAUUCUCUAUUCUCUCUUCUCUCUUCUGUCUUCUAGGUGAAGAUAUAGGAGUGUGAAACCCACAAGAAAGCAACAUCCUAAAUAACAACAAUAAAAAGAUUUGAAAAGGAAAAAAGCCACGUCCUUCAUCAAGGACCCCUACCAUCCAGGCCAUGUUCUCCUAUCACUGCUGCCAUCAGGAAGAAUGUCCAACAAAACAAGCAACAUGGAGUCCCUCCAGUUACCAGCAAUCUGAAAGGCUCACUGCGAAACUCAUCAUGAGGAAACAGCCACUGAGACACACAGAGACCAAUUUACAUAAAAGACUCUUCUUAUGUGAUAUAAGAGAUUCUACAGACGCUGGAAAUCUGGAGCAACAUACGCAAGAUGCUAAAGGAACUCAGCAGAUGAAGGAUCUCAGCCCAGAGCGUUGACUGAUCAUUUCCCUUAUAGAUGCUGACUGAGCUCUAGCAGCUUGUUUUCUCUCUCCAAAUUCCUGUAUUUGCCGUCUCUUCUGGUUCUGUGGCCUACGUAUGACUUCACUGCAUGCAUUACUUCCAACGUUCUCAUGGACAGCAGACGCUGGUGCUGCCAUCGAUGUAUGUAUUCUAUGAAUUGAAGCGUUCUCUCUGGGAUAUUAAUGGCUGGCUACAUAAAGCAACAUAAUAAAAACUUCUGAUUGACGAACCCUAUGGUGUACACCAUCUGGUCCAAGUGACUUAUCUACCUUCAGACCUUUCAAUUUCUCAAGAACCUUCUGUGGUGAACUACAUAUACCUGUCUGGACACGCCCCCUGCUGACUGCGCCUGUGGCUCCUCCCACAGACCCCGGUAUAAAGGCGAUCAAGGCCUGAGCCCGGCCUCUCAGUCUCCAGGAUGUAGUAUGGUGGUCAAUUGCUGCUUGUUCUUUCUUCCAGUCAAUAAAAGCCUAUAUCUUGCCUCACGUCUCAGAGAGUUAUUGAUGGUGCAUCAAUUUUAUUGACUGGAAGUUUUAAAACAUGGAAAGUAUUUUACAUCUCGAAAAAUUAGACUUGGACCCUCAAAACUCAGAAGCAGCUCUUGCCUUUGAACUCUGGCUUGCAUGCUUCCAAUCAUACUUGGAGGAGGUUCGUGCGACUGAGCCCGCUAUUAUGCACAGAAUUCUCCUCUCGAGGGUCACCCCGAAAGUUUACUCACUUAUCAGGGACCUGCCGACCUACGAAGGGGCACUGGACGCCUUCAAAAGACAGUACCUGCGGCCGGUGAACACCGUCUACACAAGACAUCGCUUAGCAACACGGCGACAGCGACCCGAAGAGUCGAGCAUCGAGUUUCUCCGAGCCCUACAGAGACUUGUGCGAACUUGCGACUGCAAAGGUCUGACGGUGGAACAACAUGCGGAGCUGCAAGUACGAGACACCUUCAUUACGGGGAUCAGGUCAGUGUACGUGCGCCAGUGGCUGCUGGAAAAUGCCGAUCUUACCUUACGCUCAGCGAUUGAGACGGCCGACACGUUGGAGGCUGCUCUGCACAACGCUGAUGCUGUCCAGCCGCGUGAUCCCCCGCCGGUUCCAUGGACACCUCAGACCCUGCCACCCGCGAGCAAAUUCACCGCCGCCGCUGCCAGUCGCAAGUCCACAAACUCCACAAAACCGACCACAGCUGCUGCCAGUCACAAGUCCGCGCAGUUUUAUUUCUGUGGACUCAAAAAGCACCCCUGAAAAUGCUGCCCGGCCCGUGAAGCAACCUGCUCCAGCUGCGGGAAGAAGGGCCAUUUCGCCAAGGUCUGUAAGUCUGAAACACGAGUGGGGUCGGGCAGCGCUGCGUGUGAGGCAUGGGGGCCGCCAUUUUGGUCACUGCCAUCUUGCCUGCCCACCUCGUGUGAGGCAUGGGGGCUGCCAUCUUGCCUGCCUGGAUGUUGGCGGCCAUCUUUGUCGGCGCCAACUCGCCCUGCCCCCGACCCACCGGUGCUUACCGGGCACCAAGACAGCAGUUCAACUCUGGCCUCCGUAACCCUCGACCAAAGCGCCCCACACCAGCUUGCAAGGUCAAUGAUGGACAUCCUGGUGGAGGGGCACAGGACCAGCUGCCUGUUUGACACGGGCAGCACUGAGAGUUUAAUUGACCAGGACACAGUGCAACGCUGCGGACUCGUGACACAGCCGGUAAGCCAGAGAGUCACCAUGGCUUCUGGGUCGCAUUCCACAGACACAACUGUGCGCGCCUGUGCUAUUGGGACUGGACUUCCAGAGCCACCUCGAAAGUGUGACUAUGGCAUAUGAUGGGCCCCUCCCACCACUCACUGUCAGGAAUCCUCAGUUUUGUGGGACUUCGUCAUAUACCCCGCUACUGACCACACACACACACCGACCCACACAUCCCACCCAGCACCAUACCGACAGCUGCGCUACCGACACCACUUGCAGCCUCUCCACCCUCAAGAUCCCUCCCCCAUCGCUGUUCGCCAACCUGACCCCCGACUGUAAACCUGUGGCAACUAAAAGCAGGAGGUACAGCGCGGGGGACAGGGCCUUCAUUCAGUCAGAGGUGCAGCGGCUGCUCAGGGAGGGGAUCAUUGAGCCAAGCACAAGUCCUUGGAGGGCCCAGGUGGUCGUUGUUUGGACUGGGCAGAAAAAUAGGAUGGUCGUGGGCUAUAGCAAGACCAUCAAUAGGUUCAUGCAGCUUGACACGUACCCCUUACCCAGCAUCGCGGAUGUGGUCAAGCAGAUAGCUCAGUACAAGGUGUACUCGACCAUAGAUCUGAAAUCUGCUUACCACCAGCUCCCCAUCCACCCAGAGGACUGCCCCUAUACCGCCUUCGAGGCGGGCAGCAGGCUCUAUCGCUUCCUGCGCGUCCCCUUCGGUGUCACAAAUGGUGUCUCUGUCUUCCAGAGGGAAAUGGACUGGAUGGUGGACCAGUGCCAACUGAAGGCCACAUUUCCCUAUCUGGAUAAUAUCACCAUCUGUGGUCACAACUGGCUGGAUCACAAUGCCAACCUCCAAUGAUUUUUCCAAGUGGCCAAAGCCCUGAACCUUACUUAUAACAAGGACAAGUGUGUGUUUGGAACCACCCGACUCGCUAUCCUUGGGUAUGUCGUGGAGAACGGGGUCAUUGGCCCUGAUCCCGACUGUAUGCGCCCCCUGUUAGAACUCCCUCUUCCCACCACCCUCAAAGCCCUCAGACAGUGCCUGGGCUUCUUUUCCUAUUAUGCCCAAUGGGUCCCCCAUUACGCAGACAAGGCCUGCCCUCUGGUCAAGUCUACCACAUUUCCCCUCUCUGCCGAGGCCCACGCAGCCUUCAGCUGCAUUAAAGGGGACAUUGCCAAAGCAACGAUGCUUGCAGUGGACAAGACCAUUCCCUUCCAAGUAGCGAGUGAUGCCUCCGAUUUCACGCUAGCUGCUACCCUCAAUCAGGCAGGCAGGCCAAUAGCAUUCUUUUCUCGUACCCUUCAAGGCCCUGAAAUUCGGCACUCUGCGGUGGAAAAAGAAGCCCAGGCCAUAGUGGAAGCUAUUAGGCACUGGAGGCACUAUCUCACCGGCAGAAGGUUCACCUUGCUGACCGACCAGCGCUCAGUUGCGUUCAUGUUUAGCAACCAACAGCAGGGCAAAAUCAAAAAUGAUAAAAUUUUGUGAUGGAGAAUAGAACUCUCCACCUACAACUAUGAUAUCCUGUACUGGCCUGGAAGGCUCAAUGAGUCCCCUGAUGCCCUAUCCCAGGGAGCAUGUGCUAGCGCACAGCUCGACCAGCUAUACGCCCUCCAUGCACAUCUUUGCCACCCGGGGGUCACCCGAUUUUACCAUUUCAUGAAAGCCCAGAACCUGCCGUACUCCCUUGAGGACAUCAGGAUGAUGACCAGGGACUGCCAAGUCUGCGCUGAGUGCAAGCCACACUUCUACCGUCCUGAAAAGGUGCAACUUAUCAAGGCCACCCGCCCCUUUGAGCGACUGAGUGUUGACUUUAAGGGCCCCCUUCCCUCCACCAACCGCAAUAUCUACUUUCUCAACAUUAUCGACGAGUACUCGCUGUUCCCCUUUGCCAUCCCCUGCCCCGACACCACUGCCACAUCCGUCAUAAAAGCCCUGCGCCAGCUCUUCACUCUGUUCGGAUAUCCCUGCUAUAUCCACAGUGAUAGAGGGUCCUCCUUUAAGAGUGACGAGCUGCGCCAGUACCUGCUGGCUAGGGGCAUUGCUACUAGUCGGACCACGAGCUAUAAUCCCCGGGGAAAUGGACAGGUGGAGAGGGAGAAUGCCACAGUGUGGAAGGCCACACUUUUAGCCCUUAAGUCAAAAGGAUUGCCGGUCUCUCGAUGGCAGGAGGUCCUCCCUGAGGCACUCCACUCUAUCCGCUCCCUGUUAUGUAUGUCCACCAAUGCCACCCCUUACGAGCGCCUAUUCUCUUUUCCCAGGAAGUCUGCCACUGGGACCACCCUACUGGCUUGGCUGAUGUCCCCAGGGCCAGUGCUGCUCCGGAAACAUGUGAGGAGCAAUAAAUACUCCCCGCUGGUCGAGAGGGUUCAUCUUCUACAUGCGAACCCCCAUUAUGCCUACGUGGUCUUACCUGAUGGGCGGGAGGACACUGUCUCCAUCCGCAACCUGGUGCCCACAGGAGCAGCAGACCACUACCCCGAACACUCCACGGUAACUAUGAACCGGUGACACCGCGCACACCUAGCCCUACACAGACUCCUCACGACACUCCUAUACCGGGCGUCUCGCACACGCAUAUACCAGGUGCCUUGCACACGCAUGAGGGAUCACUGACGCCUAGUGGGCUGACACCUCCAGUUAGGCCAGAACCAGCACAACCACCGUCUCUGGUGCAAGCACCACCGGCUCCUGUGCAAUCACAGCCGGUGCUACGUAGAUCGCAGCGACAGAUUUGACCACCUGAUAGACUUAACCUGUAAAUAUACUUGUCAGAAACUUUGCCCCAUGGGGACUCUCUUUUAAAACAAAGGGGGGGGGGGGUGAAUGUGGUGAACUACAUAUACCUGUCUGGACUCGCCCCCUGCUGACUGCUCCUGCAGCUCCUCCCACAGACCCCGGUAUAAAGGCGAUUGGGGCCUGAGCCGUGCCUCUCAGUCUCCAGGAUGUAGCAUGGUGGUCAAUUGCUGCUUGUUCUUUCUUCCUGUCAAUAAAAGCCUAUAUCUUGCCUCCCGUCUCAGAGAGUUGUUGAUGGUGCAUCACCUUCUCCCUGGUAAUGGUAACUUUAUACACUUCACGAUCCCUGACACCUGGAACUUCCACUGUACUUCUCGUGUCUUCCACAGUGAAAACUGAUACAAAAUACUUAUUGUUAAUUUGCCAUUUUUGUGUCCCCAUUACUACCUCUCCAGCAUUGUUUUCCAGCAGUCAUAUCCACUCUCACCUCUCUUGUACACUUUUAGUUUCUGAAGAAACUUUUGUUAUCCUCUUUAAUAUUAUUGGUUAGCUUACUUUCAUAUUCCAUCUUUACCUUCUUAGUGAGUUUUUCAGUUGCCUUCUGUUGGUAUUUGUAAGCUUCCCAAUCCUCCGACUGCUCUAUUAUAACCCCUUCCUUUCGCUUUUAUGUUGGCUUUGAUUUCUCUUGUUGCUAUGGCUGUGGCAUCUGGCUAUUAGAAUACUUCUUCCUCUUUGGGAUGUAUAUAUCCUGUGUCUUCUGAAAUACUUCCAGAAAUUCCAGCCAUUGCCGCUCUGCCAUCAUCACUGCCAGUGUUCUUUUCCAAUCAAUUCUGGCCAACUCUCUUGUGCCUCUGUAAUUCCCUUUACUCCACUGCAAUACUGAUACCUCUGACUUUAGCUUCUCCUUCUCAAAUUUCAGGGUGAAUUCAAUCAUAUUAUGAUCGCUUUCCCCUAAGGGUUCUUUUACCUUAACUUCUCUCAUCAAUUCUGGUUCAUUGCACUACACCCAAUCCAGAACAGCUGAUCAACCAUGAGCUGCUCUAAAAAGCCAUCUCAUAGGCAUUCUAGAAAUUUCCCCUCUUGGAAUCCAGCACCAACCUGAUUUUCCCAAUCUACUGCAUACUGAAAUCCCCCAUGACUAUUGUAAAAUUGCCCUUUUGGCAUGCAUUUUCUAUCUCCCGUUGUAAUUUGUAGACCUUACAACUGUUUGGGGGUCUGUAUACAACUCCCAUCAGGGUCUUUUUACCCUUAGCUCGGUCCACAAUGAUUCAACACCUUCUGACCCUUUGUCAACUCUUUUUAAUGAUUUGACUUCAUUUUUUUUUACCAACAGAGCAACACCGCCCCCUCUGCUUUCAAUACAAUGUGCAUCCUUGUACGUUAAGUUCUCAGCUAUAAUUUCUUUCAUUCAUUAUUCAAGUGAUGCCUUCAACAUUGUACAUGUCAAUUUGUAACAUACCCGAACAUUUUGACAAGUUCUGUUCCAUAUUCACUAGUAUUCAUUGUUUUACUAUGAAUAAUAGACAGAUUGUAAUAAAUGAAGCAUUUUAGAAAACCUGAUGAAAAUGUAUUAAUAUUCAUAUUUGAAAAACAAUUGAAAAAUGAAUAAUCAUGGAGGUGUUGUUCUACAUACAGUAUUUACUCUUAUUAUCACUGAAUAUCCAGUGCUCACUCACAAAUGACAAGAAAAAAAAUACCAGCUGGGUGAAGUCAAUGCCAUCUGCCCCAGCUGUUUAUUAUACAAAUACCGAUGCAUACACCUGUCAGUGAAGACUUUGCAAUGUCAUGUGUUCUUACAACCAUCUAGUUGGCGCCAAAGCCAGCAUGACACACUUAUUGUGAAAACAUCUCACUACUCAUGGGCUGUAAAAAUCAUUUACAGCUUCAUUUGGCAGUAAAGAUAAGAAUUAUGCAUCUUUUUAUUAUAUGUGGGGGUUUAAAGAAUCGAGGGGAGGUACUGUAUGUCACGUGCCAACAGAUUUUUUUUUGGCAUGCCGUCUUGGGCACACUUGUCCGAGGUUUGCCAGCCUGGCCCAAAUCAUCUCAGUUUAGCAAUACUACGACCACCUUGCUCACUCUACACUAAAAUGCGCUUGUUCUUUUAAAAAUUGUUUAUAAUUUAUGUUUAAUUAAUGUUUUUCUUGUGAAUGCUGCUGAUACAACGCAAUGAGCCUGCAAUGCUGUUGCAAGUAAGCUUUUCAUUGCACCUGUGCAUACAUGUGCUUGUGUGUCUGACAAUAACCUCGACUUUGGUUUGGACUUCUAUGUACCUAAUCUGGGGGAGGGUCUGUACAGUACUGUGUUAAACUCUGCAGCACACGUAAAUAAAAUUCUUUAAAGUGAAUAUGCUUUCAAAAAUAAUGAAAUAAAAACUUUCUAAUGUAUUUACUCUAAAGAGCAGUAAACAGUAAAAAAAAUACCAAAUCAAACCAAUAUUUGGUGAACCCAUCCCUUGCCUUUAAAGCUGCACCAAUCCUCUUAGGUUGUGCGGUUUUAUAAGAAAAUCAGCUGGUAGGUUGGAGGUUAUACGGUUCCUCUGCAUAAUUUGGCUGCUUUGCUUGUUUCUGUCUCUCCAGGUAACCCCAGACAGACUCAAUGACGUCAGGGCUCUGUGGAGGCCACACCAUCUGAAACCGUAUAUAUAAAAAAAAAUCCUAGGGGGCCGAGAACUUCAGCACAGUACUGUAAAGCACAACUGUGCCACAGUCGCAUUCCAGCUACCUGCCUAACUUCCACACUCUUUUAGUCUACAGUAAAUCCUUGACUUAUUGGGAGGCUGUUCCUGAUUCUCACCAGGAUUCCUGUUGGAAUGUGCCUUGUACAUCUGCAAAAUAGAACUCUUCCCAUUGAUUCUACCUGAGAGUUCAUUGGUGUGCAGAUUUCUGCUUCCUCCAUUGAAGGUGCUGUUUUGUAGAGGCUGGUAACAUCUGUAAAGGGGGUUUCUUCUUUUUUCUUUGUUACUGUUGGGAAAGGGUUUCUUUUUGUUAACUAGCAGGAAUGCUAAUUUACUGAUAACAAGAAUGGUAUUCCUUUGUAAACCAAAUGGGGAUUAAUGUUCUUUCUUCUGAGUCUGUAAGCUUUUGUUGACGGGCUUUUUGGCAGAUCGGCGCGAGGGGGUCGAGAGAGAGGACGCAAUGCUCUAAGCUGGGCGAGGAUCGGACCCCAAAGGGGGGUCCGAGGCCGGGAGAUUCUCCGAGGGGGGGGGGAUGAAGCUAGAUGUGCUUGGUUGACCACUCGGAGGGUCCUGAGCUGUUUGGAGAGUUGAGGAGUUCGGAGGGUCCUGAGCUGCGAGUCGAGGAGUUCGGAGGGGAUCGAAUGGUGGCCAGAAGACUUCAGUAAUUGAGCUCCAACGGCUGUGCACGAAGUGGUUUGGACUUUGAUAAGUUUGGCGCCUUUUCUUUAAUUUUCUCUUCAUAUAUACUGUAUCGUUAUUAAUCACUUAGUUAUAGUAACCUUUAUAAAUUGUACUCAUUUAAUCGCAUAUGGUGUACUGUCUGUUUUUGGGCGAGGCGGGGACAUCACACAGCAUCCACACCAGCUGAUUACCCAGUUUGGCGGGGCCAAAGGCUGCUCCCCCUAGACGAAAUGAGCUGAGCGAGCCUGAGGUGACCCAGGGGGUUACAUUGUGGGGUGCUCGUCCGGGGUUGAUUUCUGUGGAGGCUGUGUGAUCACCCUAUUUAAAUUGUGUCUGCGGCGAAGAGCUGGUGUGCCUUUGUGGGUGUGCGAUUGCUGGUGAUCGCUGCGUGUGUGUUGGGUGGGGUGGCCGCUGUUGGUAGCCUGGAGGUCGUUGUUUGAGUUCCGACUAGUGCUGACAAAAUGGUGGUGGGACCAUGGGUUGUCCGUUCUGUUUGGAGAUUGAGAAGUGACAGGUUGGGAUGUUUCAGCAGUGGUGAGCUCCGCCCAGUUAUUGGAAUAAUGUCCAGCCCUAAAGGGGCGGAAGCGUGGGCGGAGCGGACCCCUCAGUUAUUGGGUGAGUGGCAGUGCUUGGCUGAGGAAAAGCGUCAGGGAUGGGUUGAAAGUUUGAGUAGGCGGGCUGGUGACUUUGUUAGAACUGUCGGGCGCAAUUAUCUCGAAGUGACCGCUGCCAGUUCUGGGAAAGUGUGCGAAAAUGCGUGUGGUUCGACAGGAAGUCAAAUGCCGCAGCUGGGGGGCUUAUCAUAGCCGUGGCAGGAGAUUGGUGGGAAGUUUUUAGGGUAUCCCUUUUUGCCUAGGGGGGCAGAUAAAUUGCUUGUGGUGCCAAGGGGAUCUGUCAAGGGGAUCAGUUGUUCCGUUGAUUCGAGAGGUGUCGGGAAACUUAGAGGAGGCCUAGUGGGGGAACGGCUUGGGGUCUCUGGGGGAGCACGUUCCCAGCAAUGUACCAAGGAACUCCCGAAAGGAGCAGACUCUAUUCCUGAAGGCUUAGAGGGGCCAUGCGCACAAGUGUUGUUACGGAUGGAUGGAAGUCAAGUUAAAGCCAUCCUCGGCACCGGGGCGCUGGUUAAGUUGCUGUACAGUUUGUUUUAUAACCGUUAUUGGAAGCAUUUACCCUUGACGACAUUGAGGGCACUGGAGAUUUGGGGUACCAGUGCCGGUGAUUAUCCAGACAACGGUUGUUGGUCAGUGAAAAUGGAGUUCUUAGAGGCAAAUGUGGAGGAGACUGAGGUUCAUGAAUCGUUAAUGCUGAUGUGUCUGGACACUGUUGAGACGGGCAGCAUUUCUGUUCUAGAGAGAACUAAUAUCCUGCUGGUGCGCUUGGGGCCUGCCCGGAGGAGGCGGGUGAGCGCUGUUUGGAGGCAUUGUCGAUGCACCCAGAGUUUCAAGUUGCUUGUGCGGACGUGUGUAGCAGCAUUGGGCUGAUACCGAAUUCAAACAAGAGCCGGUGGUGGUACGGCCUGGGGGAAGUAUCUGAGGGUGAGACCCUCUUAGUGGACACUGCGAAAUACCACGAGGGAGGGGAGUUGACUGCUGAAGGCACCUCGGAGAGAGAGAGGUUGCGGCGACUGGCCCCUACAGCCGUGGAAGAUGUAGGCAGCGUGUGUGUGGAUUAUAUUGCGUUGAAGAGGCGCACUGUCAGUGACCAGAAUAUGGCCCUGAGGGCCAGAGAGGCGAUGGCCUGUCUGAGUGGUGUGAAGUGGUUUAAGGUGCUGGAUCUGAGGAGUGGAUGUUGCCAGAUCCCGAUGAGUGGGGCCGACAAGGACAAGACGGCCGUUAUAAAUUCCCUAGGAGUCUUCGGGUCCGAAAAGAUGCCACAGGGCAUAUCUGGAGCCCUUGCAACCUUCCUGCGGGGCAGGUGGAAGACCAUAGGGGAUGUGGAGGCGUUUGGAGUUUUGGUGUAUGUGGAUAAUCUCUUGGUAUUUGGAUUUGCCUCAGGAGAAUAUGAAGUGAGGUCGUUGCAGGAGCAGCUGAGAACUACCGAGUUAAAGUGUUUUCUGGACACGUGUCAGGGCUGGCGAAGGUCGCAGCUCGUGAGUGACUGUCUCUACGGAAUCAAGUUUGAAAUGAAGACGGAGAGACUGGAGAAAGUGAUCUGGAACCAGUCGGAAGACUUACAAGUUGGAGAGAAUGAAGAAAGUUGUCUGACUGAGGGUAAUAGCAAACUGAGAACCCAGAGAGGGGAGUUUGCGGAGGUGAAGAAAUUACAGACGAAUCUCAGAAGAGAGAAGCGGAAGCUUGAAAGGAACCUGAAGAUGACCAUCGACAGUUCAAAUGAAGUGCAAAACCUGAAAGUUGAUCUGGAAGAAGUCAUGAGGAAGAAAAAUCUGGAGAGAAGUGCAGUGAAUACUGAACAGGAGGCUGAAGAGACUGCGGGAGCAGUGCAGGCCACGUGUUUCCUUUUGGAGAAGAUCAAACAGCAGCUACCGAUCACAGGAAUGAGGAAGAAUACAGAUUCGAUGGAUGAUGUGCUGGAUGUGUCGUACAUGCUGCCUUUUGCUGACUUUCCCUCGAUUGAGGAAGAGACCUUUGGCCUCCCAUUGAGUCAGGUGUAGCGGGGAGGGUUAGCUGUGUGCAGUGUGGGGCAUGAGUGCGAGGUUGAGAGAGGAGUUGGUAGUGGGCCCAAGGUAUCCCCAGUUGUGUCCGAGCCUGAAGGGUUUAGGUGAGGGGGUACGGAGGCCUCAGAAGGGUUAGGGAACUCCCAGAUAGUUGGCCUAAGUAGCGCCUGAGGAACAGGGCGUGUGGGGAGGAGAUGUCACUGUUUGUGCUUGGGUUACGGUGUGUUGGCAGGAAAGGUGGCGAGUUAUUUAGUAGUCAUGAGGACAUGACUUUUAUUUGGUGGAGGGAGAGUGUAAAGGGGGUUUCUUCUUUUUUCUUUGUUACUGUUGGGAAAGGGUUUCUUUUUGUUAACUAGCAGGAAUGCUAAUUUACUGAUAACGAGAAUGGUAUUCCUUUGUAAACCAAAUGGGGAUUAAUGUUCUUUCUUCUGAGUCUGUAAGCUUUUGUUGUCGGGCUUUUGGGCAGAUCGGCGUGAGGGGGUCGAGAGAGAGGACGCAAUGCUCUAAGCUGGGCGAGGAUCGGACCCCAAAGGGGGGUCCGAGGCCGGGAGAUUCUCCGGGGGGGGGGGGGAUGAAGCUAGAUGUGCUUGGUUGACCACUCGGAGGGUCCUGAGCUGUUUGGAGAGUUGAGGAGUUCGGAGGGGAUCGAAUGGUGGCCAGAAGACUUCAGUAAUUGAGCUCCAACGGCUGUGCACGAAGUGGUUUGGACUUUGAUAAGUUUGGCGCCUUUUCUUUAAUUUUCUCUUCAUAUAUACUGUAUCGUUAUUAAUCACUUAGUUAUAGUAACCUUUAUAAAUUGUACUCAUUUAAUCGCAUAUGGUGUACUGUCUGUUUUUGGGCGAGGCGGGGACAUCACACAGCAUCCACACCAGCUGAUUACCCAGUUUGGUGGGGCCGAAGGCUGCUCCCCCUAGACGAAAUGAGCUGAGCCAGCCUGAGGCGAUCCAGGGGGUUACACAUCUUAACACUUGUCCUAAGCAUGCACAUGUACUUUGCAAGAGAGGAGCCAGGCUUUGUCUUAAUGCAGAUACGCACCAACGGACCGAUGCAGCCAUCAGCUAAUAGGACAUAAUUGAGACAGCAUGUUUUCCUUGAACUUGGAUAUUCCUCGUCUGUACGGGUUACCGAGGGAACUCAGUGGCAGGCAGUGUUCUGGUCUAAAAGCCUCCCACGCAUUGGGAGUAUUGUCUUGGGAAAUGCUGGAGUCACACUGAUUUCAGGAAAUGACUGCAAUGCAGACCAAUGUAAGAGAAAUCAAUCUGGACAUUGAAAAGCUUCGCCUUUAUUGUAAUCAGUGUAUUGGCAUUACUACAGAUAAAGGAG